GAUGUGUGGCUACUAAAUCCGUGUGCUGUCUGCUGACUGGAUCUACUAGUCAACACUUUUCAUUUCUUUAUAUAAUUCAUUUAUUUUUUGGGGGGGGGUUACAUUGCUAGUCAGACUGCGGCUUAUAUAGAGGUACAAUCAUUUAUUCUACGAUCCGCAUGCUCUGCCUGGGCAACAAAGGAAAUCAGUUUGGGAUUCUCUAAAUGCAAGGAGUUUGGAACUAGCGGCUGUAAACUGCCCUCAAUUGCUCAUAUUUCGCCUAACAGAAGAAUGUAACGUUAUAAUUACUUUAAAGCCAUAGGAACAAAGUCGGUUAUAUAGCAGGAUACUAGAGAGCCAUAAACAUGAAACGACAAAUGACUGCGUUAGUGGUGCCUAUUAACAAACAGCUUUAAAGCCUUCCUGUUGUUGAAUUACACCAGGCAUGUAUAGACCAAAAGAACGACCAACUUUAACUGUAUGUGCUAGUGAAUAAAUUGGCCUUUGGGCUAUGAUAGCUGCCUAUUGUUCCUCAGUUUAGGGACACUAUUUUAAGGCCACUUCUAAUAACAUAUCCUAAAGCAACGAAUCUAGGCCACAUGCUUUAUAUAAUGUCCCCACCUGGAUAAAUCUCAAGCAUAUCUGCAAGUCAUUCCUUUUCCUUUAACGCUGCUCCUAUUUUCAUGGAAGCACAAUAUUUAAGGAUAAACUACACCUGAAAUGAAAGCAAUUGGGGUGGAAACUAAACACUGGUGUAUUCGUUUUGAUAACAAAUUGGUUCCCAUUUUUAUUUUGUGUCUAUGGGAAGUGCCGUUAUUUUUGGGUUAUUUUUUUUAAAUGUUGACAGAAAUGUCAAAAGGGAGCAAAUAUUAAGGUGUGAUGUUUAGACAAUACGGUGUGCAAUGCUUGCAGUAGGUGUGUAUAUAGCCCGCUAUAUAGCGCUAUAUUUAUGUAGGCACACACACACAUGUAUAUACAUAUGUACACGCAUAGAGACACAUAUAUGAUAUUGAGGUCGAGCUGAGAUGAACCUUUGCAUACGAAACCGGACUGGGAGGGGUUGCUGGGAGCUAGCGAGCUUCCAUUGGCUGCGUGCAUUUGCCGUGGUGCAGGGGUAUCUCUAAUCAUAUUCAGCAUGUUUUGCACAAGAAAUGUCAGCCAGAAAGGAAUAUCUGCUCUCUUCGCCAAAUUAUCCCACCAUAAUGUCAUGCUCCGAGAGUCCGGCGGCAAAUUCUUUCCUGGUGGAUUCCUUGAUCAGCGGAGGAAGAGGCGAACCGGGGGGCUAUUACCCGGGCAGUGGGGGUUACCUACCCCAGGCUUCCGAGGUGACAUAUGGGCUGCAAAGCUGUGGACUUUUCCCAAUCCUGGGCAAACGGAAUGAAGGUAUCCCCCCCAAUAACCCAACACCCCCUACAUCUCAGAGCUAUGGCCCAGGCAUGGAAGUGUGGCUAGAUGCCCCCAGGUCCUGUCGUGUGGGGCAGUCGGAGAGCCAGGCGGCCACCUCUUGCUCCUUUACACAGAACAUUAAAGAGGAGAGCUCCUAUUGCUUAUACGAUUCGGACAAAUGCCCGAAAGGCUCAGCUGCAACAGAACUGCCCGGCUUCCCAAGGGUUAACUCUGAGCCCAGCCCUGAGCAAAAUGUGGGUUCUGUCCCAAUACCGGGCUACUUCCGCCUGUCCCAGGCUUAUGGCUCUUCCAAGGGCUAUGGCAAUGGCCACAUUGUAGCUCCCCAGUUUCCAGCCCAGUCCCAAGUACGUUUCGAUGCGCCUGCGUCUUUGUCCUCGGUGCCUACAGAAAACGCAAGGAAAGAGAGCGCAGAGUCGCCCGUUAGUAAGUUGCCCGUUGGCUCCCAGCAGAGGAGGGAAGAGGAGACUCUCAGUUCGUCUUCUGCUGCAGAAGAAUCAUCCCCGGCUCCCUCUGACAGCAGCAAACACUCUCCUGGCAAGGAGCUUGUAGGAAAUGCUAAAGGUGACAAUGCAGCGACCUGGCUGACGGCUAAGAGUGGGCGGAAGAAGCGCUGCCCUUAUACCAAACACCAGACGCUGGAGCUGGAGAAGGAAUUUCUCUUUAACAUGUACCUGACUCGAGAGCGGCGCCUAGAGAUCAGCCGGAGCGUUCACCUCUCAGACAGACAAGUGAAAAUCUGGUUCCAGAACCGCAGGAUGAAACUCAAGAAGAUGAACCGAGAGAACAGAAUCCGGGAGCUCACAGCCAACUUUAACUUCUCCUGAUGCCCCCCCGCACCUCCCUCAGGGCCCCCCAGUACUGUUUGGGUUCCACCGUCCCCUCACCUGUGCGGAGUGACAGAUUUUGUAUAUUGUCAGUACUGUGUCCAUAAACCCACCCGGUACCUUUUCUAUUCGAACCACGGUUGCACACAUACGUUUUUGGUUUUUUUUGUCCUACAUUUUCUCAUACUAAGAUUAUUUUAUGACAUACAGUCGCAAAGGUUAGAGAAAAGCUAUAUUAUUUUUAUUUUUAAAGUUUUGGUUUUUUUAGGUUCGAUCAAGCAUUUUCGAAUAUGUUUUAUAUUUUCUUUUUUUUUUUAAUUUUUAUUUGAUUCUCUUUUUUUACUUUAUCUAAAAGGUAUUUAAGCCGAAUGUUAAAACGCGCAGUUUCACCACAACAUUGCAUUGGGUUGAAUUAAAUACGCCGAAAUACGAAAUAUUUGCCCAGAAAGAAAAACUUUUUCUUUUAAUUAUUAUUAUUCUUUAGAGGAGAAUACACACCGCAAAGGACUAUAUAAUUUAUCGUGUACAUUAUUAGAUGAAUUCUUUAACCAGGUCAUGGUGAUGUGUUUACUGAGCUGGUUUCCAGGUGACCUGCGGGUAGCACCAGACAAGCACACCGCAAGCUCCACUCUUUCCUUGUCUCUUUAAAUGUAAUCUUUUGCCUAAUGUUUUUCUAUUCUUUUAUUUUUAAUUAUUUUUUUUAAAUUUUUUAUUUCUUUAUUUCAAAUGGCAGAGGCUGGUCAUAGUGGAUUUAAUUAAAAAGAUAUUCGCAUUCCUAAAAUACUGUGAAUUUACUUGCUUUUGAUUUUCAAAACUUUACUUACAGAAAAUAAGAGAUUGAAAUAUGUGUAAAUGUUUAUUAAUAUUAAAAGAAAGUUGCAAAAAAAAAAAAAAAGCCAUUACUCGUUGGGCCAACGGAUUUUUAACCUUAAUUAUUAAUGUUAGUUCUGACGUCAUCGGCUUCUUACCUUCCUCCUGAUUAAUUAAUAUUGUAAUGCUGCUGUUCGUGAACAGACCAUGUUUAUGUUCCCAAUGAAGAAUAAAAAAGAAAAUACAAAGAGUCUUUCCUAUUUUA
Messenger RNA from Xenopus tropicalis (tropical clawed frog), 3285 nucleotides. RefSeq names its product homeobox A10 (gene hoxa10). The coding region runs from base 1131 to 2210 and encodes 359 amino acids. The record is from RefSeq and is a predicted model, not a curated record. The transcript is spliced from 2 exons. Lineage: Eukaryota; Metazoa; Chordata; Amphibia; Anura; Pipidae.